Molecule: messenger RNA, 246 nt
Organism: Mesorhabditis belari
Lineage: Eukaryota; Metazoa; Nematoda; Chromadorea; Rhabditida; Rhabditidae
Source: the annotation of a GenBank genome assembly
AUGUACAAGUUCUGUUUCAAUACUUCAAUCAAAUUCUGCACUGAGGCCGAGUUUUUGGGACCAGAUAUGCACCGGAAUAUCACACUCGAUCUCGAAACAUACAAUCAAACAGCCGGAGGUUUUCAUCAUCCCGAGAUCACCGUCACUGGACUCUUGAUCGAUGAUCUUCCCGAGAACUCUCCAUUCCUUUGGGAAACCUUCUUCAAUUAUCUUCCCGUUCAGAAAAUCUCCUAUAAAGUUAAGCCU